AGAGGGGAGAGGAGGGGAGGGGUGGCAGGGAGAGGACUUGCUCGCCAAGUACAAGGAGCCUCCCUCCCCUGUGACCCCCACAUAGUGGGUCACGGGUCACUACUACUGAGGAUACAAUUCUCAAGAGGCAGCGUCGGCGACUCUCGCGAGACACGCACCCCGCCGCCUGCUUUGUUUACUCGACGCUCAUUGGCUCCAACAGAACGUGGCCGGCCAAUCACCGCACAACCUCGCCCGCGCUAACUUGACACCACAGCCCAUACCGUGCACGUCAGUCUGCCUCUCACUUCCGCAGGGUUUGGUUGUGUCGAGUCUCGUUCCCUCGAGCCCCUUGUACAUGCUCAGAGAAGCACUAAGCAUACGAGUGUAUAUUUUUCAUCAAAAUCAUGACAAAAUUCUACACAUGGGCGUACUAUACACUACACUAGCAAGUGUGACGGGCGUGUGUACGGCAGCCGAGCACGUGGGCCUCUACCGUGGGGCUCGUGCCAACCAUUAGUGGCCCUUCUUAACCAAUCAGGACCUACUGUCGACCAAUAGGUCCCAAGCAAUAAGGGGGCCCGUGCCAACAGGUGCCAAGCAUUAAGGGGCCCGUGCCAAGCAUUAAUUAAGGGGACCGUGCCAACAGGUGCCAAGCAUUAAGAGGGACCGUGCCAACAGGUGCCAAGCAUUAAGGGGCCCGUGCCAACAAGUGCCAAGCAUUAAGGGGCCCGUGCCAACAGGUGCCAAGCAUUAAGGGGGCCCGUGCCAACAGGUGCCAAGCAUUAAGGGGGCCCGUGCCAACAGGUGCCAAGCAUUAAGAGGCCCGUGCCAACAGGUGCCAAGCAUUAAGGGGCCCGUGCCAACAGGUGCCAAGCAUUAAGGGGCCCGUGCCAACAGGUGCCAAGCAUUAAGGGGCCCGUGCCAACAGGUGCCAAGCAUUAAGGGGGCCCGUGCCAACAGGUGCCAAGUAUUAAGGGGCCCGUGCCAAGCAUUAAGGGGACCGUGCCAACAGGUGCCAAGCAUUAAGGGGCCCGUGCCAACAGGUGCCAAGCAUUAAGGGGCCCGUGCCAACAGGUGCCAAGCAUUAAGGGGGCCCGUGCCAACAGGUGCCAAGUAUUAAGGGGCCCGUGCCAAGCAUUAAGGGGACCGUGCCAACAGGUGCCAAGCAUUAAGGGGCCCGUGCCAAGCAUUAAGGGGACCGUGCCAACAGGUGCCAAGCAUUAAAGGGCCCGUGCCAACAGGUGCCAAGCAUUAAGGGGGACCGUGCCAACAGGUGCCAAGCAUUAAGGGGCCCGUGCCAACAGGUGCCAAGCAUUAAGGGGGACCGUGCCAACAGGUGCCAAGCAUUAAGGGGGCCCGUGCCAACAGGUGCCAAGCAUUAAGGGGGCCCGUGCCAACAGGUGCCAAGCAUUAAGGGGGCCCGUGCCAACAGGUGCCAAGCAUUAAGGGGACCGUGCCAACAGGUGCCAAGCAUUAAGGGGCCCGUGCCAACAGGUGCCAAGCAUUAAGGGGGCCCGUGCCAACAGGUCCCAACCAAUUAGGGGCCUCGUGCCAACAGGUGCCAACCAAUAAGGAACACGUGCCAAAUGGCCCCACCCAACAAGGGGCCUGUGCUAACUGGCCCAAACCACCAAGUUGCCCCAUGCUAACUACUUGGCCCCAACCAAGAAGGGGCCCACAUUAAGAGCCUCUCCAAGAACCGGCUCAUCACACCAAAGGAACUUCACCAAGAAGCCUAAUACACAAAAUUACAAAAGGGGGAUUAUCUAACUCAACUAGUCCCUACAAGAAGGGGCCUAUCAAAACGUCCCCCGUGCUGCAGUAUGAGUGAGACUCGCAGUGGUAGUGGACCGACGAGGCCACCUCCCCCACUCUGCCCCCUGCUGCCGGAAGAUGAGGACUACGACGCCUGGGUACUGGCCGGGGGCAGACUCUUCCGUGCCCACACUUCUGUCCUCUCCUCCCAUAGUGUCUACCUACGGGGGGCAGCUGCUGGCAGCAGUAGCACGAGCACCAGUGAUAGGGACGUGAGGCUUCUACUGCCUCAUGUUCCUCCUGCUGGCUUUGCCGCCAUCCUCACCUACAUGUACACAGGAAGGCUGCCACUCACCCCCUCCACGCUUUAUGAGGUGUUGCUAGCAGGACACCUCCUCCAAAUGGCUGGCGUGGUGUCGCUGUGCCAGGCACUCCUCUCCACAACAACUAGUGCUGCUACAACUGGCACUUCCCUGGGCCUGUGUGAGGUGCCCCCGGCUCUCAGUGUAUGGCGAGGCCUGGCCAGACUUGUUCCUCCCCACCAACAUGCCACAUCCACAAAUUCCUCUUUGCCAGCCACUAUUGUCAGACCCACACCCACCAGGCCCCGAUUGCAACACCACCCGCUUAACCAUUCGCAAGGCUUGGUGCGAGACUCUGAGGCAUUGGAGGAGACUACUGGUGCACCUGUUGGUGAUGAGAGAAGCCUCCCACAACACACUGAUGAAAACACAGCUCCAGAGAGCAUCCCACAUUACAGGCACAAAGUCAGUGUAGAUGACAGUGGACGGGUCAAUGCAGGAGCAGUGGUCAUUGAUGUGGCAGCAUGUGAUGGACCAGUGUUUUUUGAGCGUGUUAUUAACAGAUCAUACAGAGCCAACCCUCUACUCGGCCACGACGACUCGGAAACAGAGACCGAGAUAAAUGUGGACGACAUAGACUCCUGUGACGAUGCAAUUGGUCAACCACACCUGAGAGACCUGCCAGAAUCUUCUGGUAAUACUGAAAGAGAUGGACUAUCUAACCUGCUAAGACUGCAAGCUGUGAGAGAGACACAACAAAAUGCCCUGGCUGCUUCUCCACCAAUGCCAAGCAACCACAUCAGUCGCACCUACCACUGCGUCUACUGCAAUCACACCUUCAAGAGCCACUACUGCUAUCAGAAACACAUGCGCCGCCACAUCAACCCGAUUACUGUUGAGGUUGACAAGAUGCGUGGAACAAGUAUCGAGGUCGAUAAACCGCGUGGCUCAGGUGUCUCUUCUUCUGGGGUCACAGAUGGCCCACAAGAUGGAGGAAGUCACUCUGAAGGGCAAGAGCGAGCAGGGGAGAGCAACAGCAAUUCUGGAGCCAAUGGUGUUAUUGCCAACGGGAGCAUUAAGAGUGGCAGUGUUUCUCCUAACAGCAGCAGGAAUCUUUCUCCUGCGCCAUCAGAAGGACUCAAGAUCCUCGACCUUAAUGUCCAGUAUUUUCCUUGCAAGACGUGUGGUUCAAAGUUUCCCAGUUAUUAUUUUGUUCACAAACACCGUCGACUGUGCCACCAGGAUGAGGAGAGUGCCACUUUUACUAAGAAGACUGCAAACCAGACUCCCUCCACCAGCACCUCUUCAACCCCCACUCCAACACCAGUCAAUACUCCUGCCUCCACCCCUGCCAACACUCCAAUCACCACCACUACAGUUGCAUAAAAUUGCUAAUGUUAGCAUUAAUGUGUUCAACUAUUUUAUUAACUAAACCCUCUACUUUGUUCCAUGGCAAUAAGAUCAACCCUAAUCAAAUUUAUACCAUAUAAACUUAGAAAAUGCACUGUAA
Procambarus clarkii (red swamp crayfish) is the source of this 3549-nucleotide messenger RNA. Its product is annotated as zinc finger and BTB domain-containing protein 8A.1-A. NCBI's taxonomy places the organism in Eukaryota, Metazoa, Arthropoda, Malacostraca, Decapoda, Cambaridae. The record is from RefSeq and is a predicted model, not a curated record. Gene Ontology annotation, molecular function: protein binding; RNA polymerase II cis-regulatory region sequence-specific DNA binding; DNA-binding transcription factor activity, RNA polymerase II-specific. Gene Ontology annotation, biological process: regulation of transcription by RNA polymerase II.